UCGCGCUUGCGCCGCCGUCUCCGGCACGGUGUGUCAGAGAGAGGGAGAGACCCGCGAAUCCUUUCAUUUCUGUGGGAGCUCUCAUUGGACUGAGACGUCGGUGGGGAGGGAGGUAAUCCCAGAAACGGGGAAGCUGAAUAAUCAUCCGAUUCAGAGAAAAACAAAAAUAAAGGCAAUGUAUUGAGUGCAAUUCCAAGCACGACUGAAACAAAUUUUAUGGUUGAUCAUUUCAUUGGUCUAUCAAUCAAGUAAAUGGCAGCUGCAGAUGAUUUACAGUUUCAAGAGUUUGAUGAUGCCACAAACCUGCUGGCAGCAAACCCAGAUGCUACCACAAUAAGUAUCACAGACACCAAUGAUAAACCUAAAAAUCAGAGAGGCCCACCAGGCAAGUUGGGAAGAGAUGAGGAUGAAGAUUUGCUUGGGAAUGAAGACUCUGAUAAAGCAGAGUUGCUUGCGGGACAAAAGAAGAGUGCUCCAUUUUGGACAUUUGAUUAUUAUCAAACAUUUUUUGAUGUAGACACCUACCAGGUGUUGGACAGAAUAAAAGGUUCCCUUUUACCGCUGCCUGGCAAAAAUUUUGUGAGAUUGUAUAUUCGGAGUAAUCCAGAUCUUUAUGGUCCCUUUUGGAUAUGUGCCACACUGGUGUUUGCAAUAGCGAUAAGUGGCAACCUUGCAAAUUUCUUCACUCACCGGGGUCAGCGUGGUUACCGCUAUGUACCUGAGUUCCAUAAAGUUUCUAUAGCAGCUACGGCUAUCUAUACCUAUGCCUGGCUCGUUCCUCUCGCUCUGUGGGGCUUUCUAAUGUGGAGAAAUAAUAAAGUGAUGAACAUUGUGUCGUAUUCAUUCCUGGAGAUAGUGUGCGUCUAUGGAUACUCACUGUUUAUUUACAUCCCCACUGCAGUGCUAUGGAUUAUUCCAAAUGAGAUUGUACGAUGGAUUACGAUUGUGCUGGCCAUGUGCCUCUCAGGCACCGUGCUGUUGAUGACCUUUUGGCCAGCUGUCCGUGAUGAUAGCCAGAGAAUUGCCAUAGCAACUAUUGCAGUCAUUCUGAUCCUUCAUGCCCUGCUUGCAGUUGGCUGUAAGGCCUAUUUCUUUGAUCCUCCAGAACAGGUCAAAGCUACAUUUGUAACCACAACCACCCCUGCCACCCUUAAUGGAACUACCUUGGUAUCCAGUAGAACAUAAUUUACCAGGUUAAACUAUUAUGUUAGUGUUAUGAUCCCAGCUGAUUGUUAUUACUAAAAAAGUCAGAUCCUAGACUUUUUUUCUGAAGAAGGGUCAAGGCCCGAAACGUCAGCUUUCCUGCUCCUCUGAUGCUGCUUGGCCUACUGUGUUCAUCCAGCUCUACACCUUGUUAUCUCAAAUUCUGCAGCAGCUGCAGUUCCUACUAUCUGCUAGACUGAAACCUGGAUUGAUUGUUCAGAUUUUGUUUUGGUUUUGUUUUAAUGAGGUGGUCUGUCAAUGGAAUAUAUGCAACUCAAUGUUGGAGAUUUUGUUUUAACAAUAAAACAAGUUUAUUCAUCAAAAGAAAUUUUCAGUUAAACCAUACUGUUUACUUACAACACCAAUUAAAAGGUUUUUAAACACACAGUAAAAGUAUAAUCCCACUACAGUAUAUACACUUUUAAAGGCAGAUUUUUUAGACUUUUUAAACUCUUUUAAUGUUAAACUUAUGGGAUCGACUAUUGCGUGAGGGGCUGAAAUUCAUUCUACAGUCCAAAAUACCGCAUCAUUAGCAGAAGCCCACUUGAUCUCUAAACAAAUAAAGAAAAAUAAACAAAUUAUGGUAAUUACUGUACUACAUUAUUUUCUAGUUCAACAGGCAGUUUUUCUGCAAUCUUAGUUCUCUGCUGAAGUACUAAGUCAUGCCUUCUCGUGAACCUUGUGUACCGUCCAGUACUUGCCUUAAAAUCCAAAAUUCCAUCCUUGUUUGAUUUGUUUCGUGCAUGGAUUCGGAUGGCUUCUCGACUAACACAUUUUCCAUUUUGACAGUUGUCAAGUACCCACUCAGCAAUUUUUUUUUUCCAAUUGUGGCCACUUGCUAGGUUUACCUCUGGCGCACUUUUGCUUUGGCAUUGUCUGAAGUUGAGUUGAUACCUUUUCCAGUCUCUCACAAGUUGCUCUGAAAUUCAAAAUUCUCUUGCUGCUGCACAGUUAUUUGCCUUCUCUGCAACUUCAAUAACUUUUAGUUUAAACGCUGCUGUAUAUUUUUUGUUUUGUCUGGAGGGAAUUUUUACACAAAUGAAGAAGAAAUUUCAAAACGCAAUAGCAUGAAAAAGAUUCAUUUCCUCAUUGUAACACUGAUGUGCGGGAUAAUAUCUUGACUCUCAAAUGUUGAUCUGUUAUCUGUGAAGAACUAGGGUCAACUUUUAUAUGAGAUAUAUGGAAAAAUCCAAAUUUUUUUGGCCAAAAACAGGGAGUCAGUUUUUACAUGAGAUUGACUUUUACUUGAGUAUAUAUGUUAAUCCCAAAAUAAUCCCUUACAAUGUCCAAAAAUGUCCAGUAGACAAAAGGAUCCUUUAUAGCAUACUCACAGCAAAGAAAAGAAUAUGAUCCUCACACAUCUAUAGGUUUAAGGUAACUGUGACUUUAACUUCUGGACCAGAAACAAUGAUAGCUUCUUCUUGGAGCAAUCUACACUUAAGCUUAAGCAUAUUCAGCUUCAGUUAAUCUCUUCAGGUGUUUCUCACAACAUUUCUGGUUUGGGACUACCAGUAAAGGUGAUCUAGAUUUACUAUAUAC
Stegostoma tigrinum is the source of this 2742-nucleotide messenger RNA. It is a transcript of the gene yipf1, whose product is annotated as Yip1 domain family, member 1. Bases 253 to 1185 code for a protein of 310 amino acids. The record is from RefSeq and is a predicted model, not a curated record. The transcript is spliced from 10 exons. Gene Ontology annotation, biological process: vesicle-mediated transport. Gene Ontology annotation, cellular component: membrane; Golgi apparatus. Lineage: Eukaryota; Metazoa; Chordata; Chondrichthyes; Orectolobiformes; Stegostomatidae. Gene Ontology annotation, molecular function: small GTPase binding.